AUGCCUGGAACUUCAAGGAAAACUCGUGUCAAACGACAUUUGACACUUUCCACUAAAAGGAAAAGGUCUACAGCGAAGAAUCUUGAUAAGUGGCGGGAAAGAAAGAGAAAUAUUUGCCUAGUAUCUGCAAGCGAAUGUCAGUCUAACGCUACUGUCUUCCAUGAUUUGCCAAAAACAGAUGAAUCAGGCAUUACUUCAAAACAUAACACAGUCAUGUCAGAAAUGAACAACAAUGAUGAAAUAAUAGAAUCUACUGAUACAAGCUUCGUACGCCUCUCCGAAUGUCAGAUUAGCGACAGCUUCCAUCACAGUACUCCUAAAGACCAUGAUAUAAUUUCCAAAAAGGAUAACGUUACUGAGGCUGAACCUACAGGAAUACUAAACAAUGAUGAUCUGCCUGAUGCUGGAAGAGAGACUAUUACCAUCAGGCGGAAUGACAGUCUUGACAGUGACAGUGACGAUUCAGACUGGUUAGCCGGAAUUGAGCUUCUCGCUCCCAGAGAUGAAGAAGAUAACGAAGAUAUCGCCAAAGAAAUAUCCAUACAUGGAAGGAGGAUAGUUAACAUAGAUCAUUUUAUCAAAUCCCUGCAAUCUCUAGAAAACCACGAGCCUUUUGACUGCAAGUUUUCAGAUAUGUAUUUGAUAAAUGACAGACGCAUUGGUCUGAUAGAUGAAUUGACAUUCCAUUGCAAGGUUGAAGGUAUGAGGUAUGACCAAUAUCGGCCAAGGAUAUAG
Macrosteles quadrilineatus (aster leafhopper) is the source of this 735-nucleotide messenger RNA. RefSeq lists its product as uncharacterized. The transcript has 6 exons. The record is from RefSeq and is a predicted model, not a curated record. Lineage: Eukaryota; Metazoa; Arthropoda; Insecta; Hemiptera; Cicadellidae. Bases 1 to 735 code for a protein of 244 amino acids.